CUGUCAUUGCGUAUGUCUGUUAGAUGUUCUGCUGACAGGGGAGAACAAUAAUAGUACUACGGUAAAAGUUGAACGUACCAUUGCCUUUUUCCUUAGCACCCGGGGAAUGGAACAGAAAAGGUUUAAUAUCAACUUGGAUGACUCUAUAUUCACCAAGGAAAGAACACCGCUAAAGCCGCAGUUUCAGCCUUCUUCCAAAGGACAAAAUAUCUCAGCUGCGUCUCCAUCAGCCAGUGGUCCUCCUCCUCCUGCUGCUGCUGUGUCCGUGGAUCAUCUGUCCUAUGCGCAAUAUAUCGUUCAGGGUAAAAACCACGUGUCUGCUGCUCCUUCCUGCAAACCAAGCAGGACUGAGGUUAGAAGUGUAACCGACCCUGCUGAGUGUGGAACAGUUCAGGACUGUCAAAGAGAGACUGAUGCUGGAGUUCCAGAAACACAAGUGUCUAAUCCUGACAUAAAACCAGAGGAAUAUCAAAGAUCAGAGCCAAGUCUGAGCCUGGGUCCUAAAUCGGUGGGAUCAGGAAACAGCAUUAUUGUCAGUCCUCGACAGAGGGGGAAUCCCAUUCUAAAGUUUGUGAGAAGUGUGCCUUGGGAGUUUGGAGAUGUCGUACCAGACUAUGUUUUGGGACAGACAACGUGUGCCCUCUUCCUUAGUCUGAGGUACCAUAACCUUAACCCCAACUACAUCCACGAUCGCCUUAAACUGCUUGGACAGACUUUCACCCUGCGAGUCUUGUUGGUACAAGUAGAUGUGAAAGAGCCUCAUCAUCCACUGAAAGAGUUGGCUCGCAUGUGCAUCUUGGCUGACUGCACUCUCAUUUUGGCUUGGAGUCCAGAGGAAGCAGGGCGUUACCUGGAAACAUAUAAAUCCUAUGAGAAGAAACCAGCAGACCUCCUGAAAGAGCAAGUUGAUCAAGACUAUCUGUCAAAGGUUACAGGCUGUUUGACCACUGUGAAGUCUAUAAACAAGACAGAUGCCAUGAUGUUGCUGUCCACUUUUUUUUCUGUGGAAGGAAUUGUCAGUGCUUCUAAGGAAGAACUGGUUCUCUGUCCAGGCCUUGGACCACAAAAAGCAAGGCGACUCUAUGAUGUGCUCCACAAGCCCUUCCUCAAGUCCAAGACAAAAGAAAACUGAAGCUACUUGCGUCUUCAGAAGACUGAUUUACAGUGACGUGCACAUAUUUAUGAACUCCGGGACUUUCACACAUUUAAUUUAUUAUAUCAAAUUCUUGAACAGAAUUCAGUAUAUGUUAAAGUUCCACAGUUAUGUCCUUCAAACUCCCAGUGAAAAUGAAUCUUUACAACAUGAUAUUAAUUAAAAUUAAAAGACAAAGACAAAAUAAUGAAAUGCUUAAGAAUGGGCAUCUUCAAGUAUAACAAAUUAGUUUUACAGCAAGUUUUUGUGAGUCAGGUAGUGGGAUGGAUACAUGGAAAUUUCCACUAAUUCAGUUUCUGAACCAGUUUAUAUCAAUUGGGGGGGGAAAUUCAUGAACAUUUCCAAAUCACUGAUAAAUCAUGGGACCUGUGGUAAAUCUGUCAAGAGUAGGCAGUUUUGUAAAACGGAGUGAACUUGCAACAGUGAGCCGAGUGAGGGAAGCCACCAACAUGCUUGGGUCAAUUCUGAAGGCGUUACCAGUUUCUGUGGCUGUAAUUUGGAAAAACUGUGAAUCGUCUAACUUUUGUCUGUUGUGUCACCAAUCCCAACUUCAUGGUAAAGUGCAACAGAGUAGUGCUUUUGUUACAAGGAAACUGUAAAGAAUUAAAUUGUGUAAAACCUCAAGUGUUCCCAAAUGUCUGCAUGCAACUGCAUAUAGACAUGCUUUCUUUACUGAGGUGAAUGAUGAAAUGUACAGUGAGACUGCUCUGAUGAUGGCAUCAGAAUUUAAUUUUUUUUUUUUUUAGCAUUUUGUUAUUGUAACUGCACAUAAAUUUCAUUAUUCUGUGAUAGGUCUUAAUUUUUUUAUGAAAAUAAUUUUAUACUGUU
Molecule: messenger RNA, 1981 nt
Organism: Thalassophryne amazonica
Lineage: Eukaryota; Metazoa; Chordata; Actinopteri; Batrachoidiformes; Batrachoididae
Gene: ercc1
Product: excision repair cross-complementation group 1
Exons: 9
Coding region: 107-1132 (341 amino acids)
Biological process (GO): mitotic recombination; UV-damage excision repair; nucleotide-excision repair
Cellular component (GO): nucleus; ERCC4-ERCC1 complex; nucleotide-excision repair factor 1 complex
Molecular function (GO): single-stranded DNA binding; damaged DNA binding
Source: RefSeq, a predicted model, not a curated record